Messenger RNA from Musa acuminata subsp. malaccensis (wild Malaysian banana), 2242 nucleotides. Its product is annotated as tubby-like F-box protein 5. Gene Ontology annotation, molecular function: protein binding. The record is from RefSeq and is a predicted model, not a curated record. NCBI's taxonomy places the organism in Eukaryota, Viridiplantae, Streptophyta, Magnoliopsida, Zingiberales, Musaceae.
GUCUCCAUCGGAUCUUAGUGCAAAAAAACAAAAAAAAUUGAUUAUGAGCCAAUUUUUUUCCCUUGUCUUUCUUGAUUUGAUAAAAAAGACUGGUUUUUUCCUUUGAAAGCUUUCUUGAUUUUGUUUUCUGUUCCAUGGGAUAAUCCCUCUUUUGUUCUGGAAUCUCUCUCCUUGGCAUUGUACUAUUCCUCAUCGGAUCCGAGCUGGAAACGUGUAAUCUUGACACGACAGAUUUAAUUUCUACGCCAUUAACGGGAAUCAAUCGAGAAAUAUGAGCUUUUCGUGGUCCUUCAGGAGCCGCCUUUCGAUGGAGGAAUCUCUAUCCCUCCUAGUUCUGUAGGAGGAAAAGGGAGAGGCGAAAAAAGAUGGAUUUUUGCCACUCCUUUCUUUCUCUUCGUUGAGGUCUCCCCAGCCGCUGUCUCCUUGUCAUGAUUGAUCGGUAUCCUUUGGAUUAGAUCUUGAUUUCCUAUUGCUUCAGACUCCAGAGGCAUCCGAGUGGCCGUCGCCUCCCGACGGAAGGCUUUGAUGAAGAUAUCUACAAAUCUUCCCUGAUUCAUGGCGAGAAGACAAAAGAGAGAAGCAAUUCCUUGUUUCGAUUUCUCUCUUGACAUCUGUUAGAUCUAAAAAAAAAGCUUACCUUGCAGACUGUUCAAAUGCCAAUGAUUUCCUUCUCCCCCCUUUCUCGUCCAGUUAAUUGACCCCGCAACUUCUGGUCUGGAAGCCAGGAAAUGUCGUUUAAGAGCCUCGUCCGUGAGCUGAGGGAUGGGAUUGGGAGCAUGUCGAGAAGAGGAGGAGGAGCGAUGGAAGGGAUGAUGACCGCGCACAGCCGAGGAUGUGCCCCGCAUCCGCAGGAGCUGGAAGAGCAGCAGCAGCAGGGGAGGUGGGCGAACCUGCCGCCGGAGCUGCUGCUGGAUGUGAUCCAGAGAGUGGAGGCGAGUGAGGUGGCGUGGCCGGAGAGGAGGCAUGUGCUAGCGUGCGCGGCGGUGUGCCGCUCGUGGCGGAACAUCACGAAGGAGGUGGUCAGGUCCCCCGAGCAAUGCGGCCAGAUCACCUUCCCUUUCUCCCUCAAGCAGCCCGGGCCACGAGAUCACCCGAUUCAGUGCUUUAUAAGGAGGGAGAGAGCGACGUCGACCUUCUGCUUGUACCUGGGUCUGACCCCCUCACUGCAGGGGCAGAGUGACAAGCUUUUGUUGGCAGCCCACAAGAUCAGACGUGCAACGAGCACCAACUUUGUGAUCUCAUUGAAUCCUGAAGAUUUCUCUCGAGCUAGCAGUACCUAUAUUGGAAAAGCGAGGUCAAACUUUCUGGCAACAAAGUUCACUGUUUAUGACAGCGAGCCUCCUUAUGAAGCUGCAGUUUCUUCAAGCAAUCGUUCAAAUCGAAGGAUUCAUUCUAGGCAAGUGUCCCCGAGAGUACCGGCUGGCAAUUACAACAUUGCUACCAUCUCCUAUGAGCUGAACAUCUUGCGAACCCGAGGGCCACGAAGAAUGCAGUGCAUGAUGCACUCGAUUCCCAUCUCCUCCGUCCAAGAAGGUGGGAGUGUCCCUGCACCCAGCAGUUUCAUUCACUCCGUCGAUCAACGGCUCUCCAUUUUACCAGUUGUGAAGGGCAAGGAGCCGGUGAUAGGUUUUUCUUCCACCAGUCUCAAUGAAUCAAAUGCACCUGUCCAGAUCAAUGGAGAACCUCUCAUUCUAAAGAAUAAAGCCCCUCGGUGGCAUGAGCAGCUUCAGUGCUGGUGCUUGAACUUUAGAGGACGAGUAACAGUGGCUUCUGUGAAGAACUUUCAGCUUGUGGCAGCUGCAGAUCCUUCCUGUCAUGUUUCUCCAGCAGAGCAAGAAAAAGUUAUUCUUCAGUUUGGUAAAAUAGGAAAGGAUAUUUUCACUAUGGAUUAUCAAUAUCCACUCUCUGCAUUUCAGGCAUUUGCAAUUUGCUUGACGAGUUUUGACACUAAGCCAGCAUGUGAAUGAACCAUUGAAGACUUCUGUCAAGUUCGAGAUCUUGGAGGAGGAAGUGGUUGUCUUUACUAAAUGUUACUCAUCUCACACAAUGCUUGUAAGAUGUUUUAUGCUUUCCCAUAUCAACCACCUUGUCUCGUGACUAAUUCUGUCCUCUUUUGGCUGAUCAAGGAAGUUGAUUCAUAAAUUUUAUAUAUAGUGUGCCUGCCUCAUGUAUACAUAAUCGUAUUGACGGAAAAAAUGAUUCUUAUAUGUUUAAUGGUGAAGUAAUUAAAGUUGCCAUCAAA